Messenger RNA from Durusdinium trenchii, 3253 nucleotides. The record is from the annotation of a GenBank genome assembly. Lineage: Eukaryota; Dinophyceae; Suessiales; Symbiodiniaceae.
GAAUUACUGGACACACUUCAGUUUCUCUGACAAGUGGAUGCUUCACUUCAAAUUUUUGCUGAGAUCGGACAGCGACCUUACAACUUCAUUGUGCAGCUGCCAAGCCUAAUUGGAUCAAACACCGCUGUGAAAUCGUCCAUUCCUACGAUGCUAAUCGUGCGACAACAACUACUACUCUCUGCUUCCAUUCUCGGAUGUUCAGCUCUGCGAGCUGGUGAGGGCCUGCAGACAUUCAGUUCAUCGUCUUCUCAGGGUUCUUGCGAUGCUUGUUCAGACCUGGUGCACUUUCACAGGCAUGAAAGCAUUUCCUGGGAGAUUUUCCCUCCUCAACCCUUUCCGGGAGUUGAUAUUGCCAUUACCUGCAUCCCAAGUCAUCAGAAACGAUGGGGCUUCAAAGCUUCGGACCAGGUCGAGCACUUGCUCAAUGAUGAGGACUGCGGCGUGGAGAAGGCUGCGCUAAACAAAAGGGAGCGGAAGAAUUGCAAGGGGCUGUAUGACAAGCAGAACAAGAGAGCAUCAUUUCUGGGACUUCCAGUGGCUUUCAUGCAGCAGCUUGCAGUGUGCGGCCGCUGUACCAUAUGCGAGGCUUUUGCAAAGGUGCGUGGUUUGUGGCAAAAACUGAAAGCUGCUGCGCAAAGAGUCGUGAAGGGAAUCAUCAAGGCAAAGCGGACACUCUUUGGCUUCAGUUACGCCUCUUCUGAAGUCCGAACGCAGAUGAAAGAGCGCUUCGAUACCUACUUCCCUGAGGUAAGUGUCACUGACGAGAACAGUGACAGCAGCCUCAUGGAAUCCUCUGCUGGUUGGGAGGAUGAGCAUGAGAAGAUGGUGCAUGAUGCUUUGAUGAAGCAACUGCAAAACAAACCGCCAGAGCAAGUGGAACAGCACCUUUCUCUUUUGCAACGGAGGCUAGAUGAGGCGAAAGGUCAAGAGGAGGAGCUGCUGCUAAAAGCCCGCAAAGAGUUGCAGAGCAGAGCAGUCAAACAAAGGGAAAGCUUGGAAACGCAAUUGCCGACUUUGCUUGGAAAUAAGCAUUGCAAAAAGCUGGUGGAGUCGUCGCUGGUGAGUCAAGUGCUCACGAUCACCCUCUAUGUGGAACUGCCGCACAUCGCGAAUGCAAUUCUUGGUUUGGUGAUGGGGAACCUCCACGGCGCCUUGCACGCGUUGAUCCCAGAAGUCUAUCUCCACACAGCUCCUCACUUAGGGGGGGAUGUCUCGGCCGUGACAAUGAAUCAAUGCUUGAAGGCCUUGCAUAAACAACGGCAGCCGUUCUUGGACUCCUGCACUCAUGAGCAGCCGUUGCUAGCCUGUGCAGCAAGGACUUACCAAAGGUUGAUGGAAGGAGCCUUAUCACAGCAGUGGUGGCCCUUGAAGCACAACGAGAAGGGGACCACUGUUGGAUCAAUUGAUUUGGGCUACGAGUAUGAUGCGCUAAUGAAGUCCUUGGAAUGCACAACGCAGGGAAGCUGCCUGGAAACGUCAGUUGUGGAUUUGGAGAAGGAGGAAAUAAAGGUGGCAACCCUGGAAAAAGAAUCGACUGAUACAACAGGGCGCAUGGAGCAGUUGCAAUGCGCAUUUGCAGGCAGCCGAGUUGACACUGAGGAUGGCGAAGAAGGAGACAAAUUGCCCAUCGUCACCGAUAAGAUUUGGGCGGCUGCUUUGGGAGCUUUUGGUUGGACCCAUGUGAAUUCUGAAACGUAUCACGAGUCAUGCCCUUCUGUGCUGCCCUUUGUGACGGCUUUCUGUGCGAAUGAUCUUGGAUGUAUGGAUGCAGACAACGCAGGACAAGGCUUCUUGUCGAUUGCCGAGUUUGAGUUGGUGAAAAGAAAGAGCCGCGAGCAUGUCGAGGACCUGCAGCACAUCACAGCAGCUUCAGUGGCGGACAAGACUGAGGAGUUGGACAGGCUGAACAAGAAGUGGGAUGACAUGAUGCUGCUCGAGUCUAACUUUUGGGGAGCAGACCAGACAAAGGACGUGUACCAUUGGAAUUUGAUGUGGCAGACUGCGAACCUCACCAGCAAGGUAGGCCUGCUGGCCACUUGGCCAGAAAUCCUCAACGCCGUGGUUGGAGAAUCUGAGCACAACGUCAACUGGCAAGCGACCAUCAAGUACUGGGAGAAGGUUCUGCAGAUGGCCUCAGCGAAAAUGCAGGUUCGAGCGUUGGAGAGGCAGCGCAUGGGCCAGGAUGAUCGCAACAAGCAGUCCAUAGCGGCGGUCUUGACUAACCUCCAUGGGAUUUUCGAAACCAAGUUUUGCUCUCCCGGGGCCUUGGGCAAGUUGAGCGACCAGGACAUGUUGCGCUUGGGGAUGACAGAUGACGUAUCCCGCCUGAUUCUGCAAAUGGAUGAUAUGACUUCUGUCGUGAAGAGGUGGAAGCAAUGGACCGUCUUUAACAUCAAGGUGAAGGCUUCGAGCAGGAAAUUUCUUAACAAAUUCAAGAAGAAGGUUAAGCGAGGUACUUGUAGCUGCAUGUGCUACCGGAGCUGUGGGAAAUUGAAGGCUUCAGCCUCCAACAGUUGCAAUGCUGGUUUCCUUGCCGACCCCAGCGGCCUCCGGCAGAAGAAUUUGAAGGAGAGAAAAUUGAUCACCUUCUGGCCAGAUAAGGUCGUGGUUGACCGUGUUUAUGCGAUUGGAGCCGUGUACAAGAAGCCACAAAUGACCAUCUACAAGCUGGUUUCGCCUGGUGCCUGCAAAUACCGAUUUGAAAUGAUGGGACAGAUAGUCUCGAAGCUUCUUGGAUAGACACACAUAUAUAUAUAUAUUUGCCUUCUGCCAGUGAGCAGUUUGAGAACUGUCGAUGAACUCCAGAGCGUACAACCUGGUAUUUUUCAGUGAACUAUUUGGCGGCAAGUUUGGGCUCCGGGUUGUCCUUUGUCCUGGUUGUGCUCACAAAACUUGUGACCAUCUUUGCUAGGAAAUCAUCAUCCAAGUUUGCGACACUGUCUGGCUAUAUCUCCGGCUGUGAUGUGCCAGAUUUCAUCAAGCUGAGUCCAGGUGAAGACUUGAGAAUAACUACGUGGUCUGAGACGCCUGAUGAGCACAUGCAAACAAACUUUGAUUUGGAAUUGAGUGCCAACAAACUUGCAGAGGAGUAUGACUCAGAUGUUUUCGACUCAAUGAACUCAGAGUCCCACCCAGAGUCGGAACCAGAAUCGGAGGCAGAGUCGGACUGGGAAGAGUAUUAACUUGGACGUCUGAUGGAUGCAGGGCAUACAAAAGUCUCCUUCAAGCAAUCAAGCAGGUCUUCUUUCCAGAG